Molecule: messenger RNA, 8759 nt
Organism: Scylla paramamosain (green mud crab)
Lineage: Eukaryota; Metazoa; Arthropoda; Malacostraca; Decapoda; Portunidae
Product: transient receptor potential cation channel subfamily A member 1 homolog
Exons: 26
Coding region: 38-3562 (1174 amino acids)
Biological process (GO): transmembrane transport; monoatomic ion transport
Cellular component (GO): membrane
Molecular function (GO): protein binding; monoatomic ion channel activity
Source: RefSeq, a predicted model, not a curated record
AAGGAAAAGGGAAAAGGAAAAGAAGGAAGCGCGGAUCAUGGGGACGUAUUAUUCCAAGGCGGACCAAGAGGAUAAUGGUCUUUCUGCGGAGACUGUUGAGUCAGGCAAGGUGUCGCGCAGCAGGUCAUGCAUGGUCAGCAUCCUAAGCGAGAGCCUCCGCGUGCAGAAUGACCUCACCCUCUCCAUCCACCAGUUGGCAGAGCAAGGGAACACCGAGGCACUGGAACUGAAGCUUCGAGGUGGUGAGGAUGUGAACCAAACAGACGGGGAGCAAAUGUCCGCUCUGCAUCACGCCGCGCGCCUCGCCCAGCUGCCCGCCGCCCGCCUCCUCCUGCGCCACCACGCCACGGUCGACCAGCCUGGACCCGACGCCCGCACGCCUCUGCACUACGCCGCCAGGUGCCGGGCGAAGCUGAAAGCGGACACACUCAUCGAGCCGCUAGUGGACGUUACUGAGACGGAUGUUAAUAUAGCUGACGCGGAGGAGGAGGAAGACAAGAAACCGGGCACGAAAACUUUGGAAAGGGAGAGGAAGAAGAAGAAAGAAGCGCACGAGACACUGAAGGCAGAGACAGAGCAGGAGAAGAAAGAGGAAGGGGACACAUCCAUGAUCGUCCUUCUUCACUCCCACAGUGCUGAUGUCAACGCUAGGGACAAAUAUGGACAGACCCCUUUACAUUUCGCCGCCAUGACGGGAAAUCUGGAAGGAGCGAAGGACCUGGUGAUGACUUGCAAGGCUGAUGUGGAGAUCGAGGACUCGCAGCAGGUGACGCCCCUGAUCGUGGCCGCCACUCACGGCUACCUGGAGGUGUCGCGGCUCCUCCUGCAGGACGCCAGAGCUAACCUGCGACAGGCUGACUCCUCCAGGCAGACCGCCCUGCACCGCGCCGCCAAGGGAGGACAUCUGGAGGUGGUGAAGCUGCUGCUGGAGGGCCGAAGCUCUAUGAAGCAGUUCGGAGUGUUUCUGAACGCCAAGGAUCGAAAGAGCAAGACAGCACUAUACCACGCCUGCAGCAACGGCCACCUUGAGGUGGUGCGGGAGCUGCUGCAGGCGGGCGCUGACGUGGCUGCCGACACCUCCAAACUGGCCACGCCCCUGCACGCCGCCGCCUCUGUGGGAAACGUGGAGGUGAUGAAGGCGCUGCUGGAGCACAAGGCACCAGUGGAUGUCCCCGAUCUCUACCAGAGGACACCACUCAUGUACGCGGCAGCAGGCAACCACGCAGCGGCCAUCAAGCUCCUGGUUCAGCGAGGCGCCGCAAGGGAGCACCUCGACCUGCAGCACAGCACAGCCCUGUUGGUGGCUGCCUACGGUGGCCACGCUGCCGCCAUCAGGAUGCUGCUGUCCCUCGGCGCUGACCUGUGUGCUGACGACAGGCUGGCCAGGACUGCAGUGUUUCUCAGCGCGCAACAGGGCAAGAUGGAGGCGCUGAAGGUUCUACUGAGCACGGGGCGAGGUAAGGAGCUUUACGACGCCACAGAUUGCUACGGCUUCCCGCCCCUCCAUGCCGCGGUGCUCUCAGGCUGCAAGGGCGUGGUGGACCUGCUGGUGAGGGCCGGGGCGCAGGUGGACAAAAGGAAUGAGGAGCAGGAUACGGUACUCCAUCUAGCGGCGAGGAAAGGAUUCACUGGGCUCCUCACUGACCUCAUCCCACGCUGCCGGACACUCCUGAAUUCAGAAAACGGAGACCUGGACACACCCCUGCACGAGGCGGCGAGGCUGGGGCACGAGGGGGCGGUGGCGGCGCUGCUGGGGGAAGGCGCUGAUGUCACGGCCACCAACGCCUCCUCCUCUACGCCCCUCCACCUGGCUGCCUCCCACGGCCACGUCUCCGUCUGUGCCCAGUUGUUGGAUGCUUCUGCUUCUAUGGAUGUGUUUAAUAAGGACCACAAGACGCCGCUGCUGGUGGGCGUGGCUGCAGGGCGUGUGGCGGUGGUGCGGCUACUCCUGGGGCGGGGCGCUUCCUUAGCCACAGAGGAUGACAGUCAGCAGAACGCCCUACAGCUGGCGGUCAUGGCGGGGGACAGGGAGAUGGCCAUGGCUCUAGUCUCCUCGCCAGGAUGGGAGGCUGCGCUGCGUCACACCUCCAUGGAGCAGGGCGGCUAUCGCGUCACGCCGUUCAGGAUGCUGGUAGAGAGGCUGCCUGACGUGGCUGAGGAAGUGCUCAACAGGGGGGUCAGGGGAGGGGGAGUGAGCCCUUAUGACCAAUCCGGGAAGCUGAAGUCAAGAGCCAAGCCGUACACAGUGGACGCCAGGAUGUUGAGGAGGAACCACCCGCUAAUGUUGAUGGUGCAGUACCGCAGGACGGCUCUUCUGGCCCAUCCUGUUUGUGUGUCCCUGGUCAAGUAUAAGUGGAAUAGCUACGGCAGCCUCCUGUAUUAUGGUUACCUGGCGCUCUACCUGGUCUUCGUGUUUGCCUUAACCUCCUACGUGCUGGCUGCCAGAAUACUGAAUUGGGUCGACAUAACCAACCUUACCGACUCAUCAGGAAUUCAAUUAACCGAUGCUGUCAGUUGUGAGGAGGUGGACUGGAGCGUGUGGUACGGGGCGACCUUCCUGGAGGCGAGCAAGUGUAUGGUGGUGACCUUUGCUGUGGUGGAGAUGCUUAAGGAAAUGUUUCAGUUCUACCAGGUGAGGACAGCCUACCUGAGCGGCGAGAACCUGGUGGAGUGGUCUUGCUACGUGUGUGCCGUGCUGUUCGUCAUUGACCUCUCGCCCUGCCCCAUCAAGGAGGAGUGGCAGUGGCAGAUCGGAGCCAUGGCGGUGUUUCUGGCCUGGAUGAACCUUCUUCUCUUCAUCCGCAUCUUCCCCUUCUUCGGCAUCUACGUCAUCAUGUUCACUGAGAUUCUUAGCACCUUCAGCAGCUUCUUCGCCGUGUUCCUGUUCUUCAUCGUGGCCUUUGCUCUGGGCUUCUUCACGGUGCUGAGUGGAGAGCAUAGUUUCAGAACACCUGCCCACUCCUUCCUGCGAACAGCUGUGAUGAUGAUUGGCGAGAUUAACUACGUGGAUGUCUUCAAUAACCCCGCCUCUCCGCUGCAGUACCCUGAAGUGACGUACGUGCUGCUGGUGGCUUUCCUCGUCAUCAUGUCCAUUCUAAUCAUGAACCUCCUGGUGGGCCUCGCUGUGGAUGACAUCAAGGCAGUGCAGGACCAGGCCAUGCUCGAGAAACUAGCAAUGCAGACCAAGCUGGUUCUGGAGUUAGAGAUGGUGAUUCCUGACUGGGUGAGGCGCAGGAGCAUCGUGAGGAAGCUGACUGUCUCCCGCCACCCGCACACUGGCUGCUUCCGGGGCUUCUGUGGCAAGUUCAGCUUCUACCAGGAGAGGGAGAAAAGCGACAUAGAGCAGCUGCGUCUGGAGGUCCUGAGUGUAAAAACUUCGCUGGAGAACCUGAGAGACUCCAACAGGCCUCUCCGGGACCUUGGCGGGGACCUGGCGCGGCUACGACAGGUGGUCACUGAGCUGAACCACCACCUCAGGCACAACAGCAUCGCGCCACGUGGUCUUGUUUACAUCGGGGAAGCGUUCACGUGGGCUCUGCUGACAGUUAUUUUUAUUCAGUGACACGCAAUAGAAUUUUCGUCGCUCAUUUAUUUUCUCGUUGACUGCAUAUUUAUUCUGUUCCGUCCUUUAUUUUACUGGUGCGUUUCAUAUUGUGGCGACAAUUUGAUGUCUUAGUGAAAAUAAAGAAGAGAGGAGACUGCGAAUGCACUUAAAGUUAAAAUCAAGCUUGGAAUAGGUAGUAAGUAAAUACAAUACUUUUUUUUCUUUUUACUAUUGAAUGGUAUAGCAGAAGGAAAAUAUAGAAGAAAAGAGUGUGAAUACACAUAUAAUUUAUUGAUGUAAAUAAGCUUAAAAUAAGUAAUAAAUAAAUACAGUACGUCUUUGUUGUAGUUGAAAGCUGUAAUAGAUGAAUAAAGAAAUACUUGUCUACACAUUAGACCGUCAAAUGUUUAAUUUUUUACUGUAAAUUUCUAUGGUAAAACAACAACAACAACAACAACAACAACUACAUUUUUUUUUUUACAAGGAAAUCACCACAUGAAUAUUAUGCAUUAUUAUAUUGUCUGGGAGUCCAGCGACGAGACAAUUAAUUAAGGAGGAACACCGAGAGCGAGCUGCGAGGAACACCGAGAGCGAGUUUUCACCAGGUACGGGAAAAGUGGUGAUUUAAUUUAUUAUUUAAUCAUAUUAUACCAGAUUACCUUUAUGAGGACAAACCGGUACCAUAUAACAAGCACGAGGCAGACGAAGUAACCUUGGUCUGCCUCGCAUUUCAAAGCAAGCCAGCGCGACGUCAGCCCAUCUGCGAGUGUGACCAUUCUUCAAAGGUGACAACAAAAUCCUCAGGGUCAUUGGGAUAGGACAAGAGAUAACGACUUCAGACUUCACAAAGUUAAAUUUUAAAAAGAGAGAAAAAGAAAUGAGUUCUUAAUUAGCGGUAGAUGACUGGAACAGACUUAGUCACUACAUUGUUAGUGACGACCUAAAAGGGAGCCUCAAAAAAAGAUUAGACAAUUAUGUAGAUAAAGAUGGUAGAUAGAAAUAAGUGGGUAUGCUUCAUACAAAGACUGCCACUUGUAGGCCUGAUGGCUUCUUGCAGGUUCCCUUGUUUUUUUGUGUUCUUAUGAUCCUGUUCUUAUGUUCCCCUGUCUUAAGAUGGUAAAAUUCCUAAAAAUAUAAGAACAUUGGAACAUAAGAAAAUAAAGGGAAAAUACAAGAAAUCAUUAGGCCUACACGUGGCAGUCGCCGCAUAAAACAUUCUCACCACCUCCACAAAUUUCUCUAGAUAUCCUAAAGCUCCCUAAUAAAUCAAUACUAACAACCUCAUUACUGAGUGCAUUCCGUGGAUGUAUCACUUUGUACUCGUGAGAAUCCAUUUCUUCUUACUCUUUUUUUCUUAAUCUUAACUAAAUCAAGCUUAAUCCAGCUAUUUUUUUAUUUUUUUAUUUUAUCUCGAGCCUAAGGAUUUUGUUUAUGUCCCCCUUGUGUUACCCCUUGCACCACUUGAAGACCUCUAUCAUAACCCUUCUGAAUCUACGCCUCUUUCAGGAAUGUAAAUCCAAACUCAUUACAGGACUUGCGGGAAUAAAACAGUCUUGUGUGAGAAGGUUCUAAUAACGAGACUGAUUGGGCUUAAGUUGAAUGAUUAAAGGUUCAGGUAAUUGUUUUCUGAACCUUGCUACUGUUUUGUGUCAUUGGCAAACUUUAGAAAAACACUAGACAAAUUCACGGAUGGGGGUGAUAGGUGGAAACAAGUAUGUAUGUUUCAUUCAGGGACUGCCACGUGUAAGCUUGAUGCCUUCUUGCAGCUUCCCUUAUGUCUUCGUUCUGCUGGAGGGGAUGAGGUGAAAGGGGAACUAAUUGGGAUGAAAAUCAGAAGGGGGACAAGAAUGGGGUGUGUGAGUGAGGGUAAGUGUAUAGGGGUGGGAUGUCACGUGUCUGGCCUCAGUGGAGAGUAGCGGUGAUCUUUCAAACUGCUGGAAGUCCUUUACUAUUCGGUUGAGUUUGUUUGUUUGUUUGUGUGUGUGUGUGUGUGUGUGUGUGUGUGUGUGUGUGUGUGUUUGUUGCGUUGUUGCUCUCAAUGUAGUCUGUGGUACUCUUAGAUAUUGUGUUACUCUAUAAAAUUUAACUCUCUCUCUCUCUCUCUCUCUCUCUCUCUCUCUCUCUCUCUCUCUCUCUCUCUCUCUCUCUCUCUCUCUCUCUCUCUCUCUCUCUCUCGCUUAGAGAAAAAGAACCUAUUUAAAAAUACUCAACAUAGCUUCCGUAACAAACGCUCUUGUUUGACAAACCUCUUAGACUUCCUCCAUGAUAUUCUGAACCAGUAUGAUGAAAAUAAAGCUGUAUAUAUAACAUAUAUCUUCAUUUUCAAAAAGCCUCCGACAAAGUCCCCCACAAACGUUUUUCAUUAAACUAAAAUCACAAGGUAUCCAAGGCGACGUGUUGAGGUGGGUAGAAAACUGGCUGAACAACCGUAAACAAAGAGUUAUUAUAAAUGAAACAGCAUCCAGGUGAAGUAACGUAACCAGCGGGGUGCCACAGGGGUCAGUGCUAAAACUUGUAUAAUAUCAAAGUUUGCUGAUGACAAAAAAAUAGUGAAUUCCUUAGUCUCAACGAACAAGCAAACGAAAUGCAGAACAAUCUAGACAAGUUGUCAGAGUGGAGGCAAACUUGGCAAAGGAGUUUUAAUGCUGCUAAGUAUAAAGUGCUUCACAUAGGAUAUCGAAACGAAUGAAUGGUACCCAACUUAAAAGUGUAGAUAGGGAAAUCGAUUUAGGAAUAACAAUAUCGAGCAGCCUAAAACCCAGCCAACAAUGUUCAGAAGUCGUAAAGAAAGAAAACAAAAUAAUUGGCUUACUCGGCAGAUCAUUUGAAAUUAAAGAUACGAUCCUCACUCUGUAUAACUCCUUUUGGAAUGUUUCGUUCAAGCAUGGUGCUCCAAUAACCAAAAAGACACAGAUAAAUUAGAACGACUUCAGCGUAGAGCAGGGGUGUCAGACUCAUGGCCCGCGGGCCAAAUGUGGCCCGUGGGCUGAUCUUAAGUGGCCCGCGAGGUGAUUUUUCAACUCGUUACUGUAAUUGUUAUAACUGAGGAAAAUGUAACUAAACUGUUAAAACGAGACAUAAUAACUUUUACCUUCUACCUUAAUAAUGUAUUUUUGAUAUACCAGGAUGACCAGUAAAAUAGGUUGUAAUCUUCAGUCUUGCCAAUAAGUAAUCACCAAAUCUGAUGGCCCUCGAGACCAUAACUAAUUGGCUCUCGAAAGGAUUUGAGUUUGACACUCCUGGCGUAGAGUGACAAAAAAAGAUAUCAAGCCUGAGGGGUGCGUCCACACGGUCGAACAUUGUCCGUCGAACACCCACUGUUACCAGUUAACAAUGGGAAGCAGAAAAGAGUGUUGAUGACGUCAGCAGCGAGCAACAAGGUGUGUAGCGGACACUGCCCACUACCCGUGUUCGUAGUUUCGGAACUUCGAUCACUGGUGGGACACAGGCUUGGAAGAACGACAUUGCCAGGCACACGAUGAGCAAAGUUCCCUUUUCAUCCCCAGCAGCAAGCAACAUGCUGCGUUGAGCUUUUUUUUUUAUUUUGUGUACCAUGGUUAUGAUGUACCGCACCAGACGCUGGCAACAACCCCCCUGUGUGUUGCCAGCAGACAUCAGCUUCGAACAUUGCCGGUCUUUGCCUAGUGAACGGAGUUGAAACAAUGGUGUACAACUUCAUCUGGUACCAUUGUUUGUUAUCAUAUCAACUUCUCUCGUUUCAGCGCUUAUGACGUCAUCAUGCUCCGCCUUAUGAUACAGUAACAGUGUUGGAUCACGUGACGCACCCUAAGAAACAAACCAUACGAAGAGUGCCUUAAAGAAUUAAAUAUAUUCCCAUUAACUCAGAGAAAACAGAGGCGACUUAACAAAUGUGUAAAAUCAUUAAAGGUGUUGAUAACGUGGACUGCAGCAAGUCUUUCACAGUAAACUCUUCAGAUUACACGUGAGGAAAUUACAAAACUGUUGGGAAAUUUUUCAGUUCUCAUGAAUCAAAAAUGUCUUUUUCCAUCGUAGUCAAUCUGUGGAAUGAUCUUCCUCGAGCUGUGACAGACUGUAGCACCGUAGACUUUUAAACGCUGUCUUUACAAAUAUUGUGCCUCAAAUCCCCAGCUAACAGUGUUUGUUAGUGGUUAACUUCCUUGCCUCCAGGAAAUGGAAGCACUUCAUUUCAUCUAUUUUCAUUCUUUCCUAUAAAAUUUUCGUCGUUACCCCUCCAACCCUGUAAGGUAUUUAUUUCCGACCCAUUUCCUGUACGGCUUAUGCCGGAGGGAGUGAGAGUGGGGAGAGAGCCUUCUGCUUUACUAUCCUUUUCUCUUAUUAUUACCUUAGUAGUCCUAAGUCAGGUCACCUCGUGAGAACAGCAAGGUCUGCUGUGGCCUGUGUAUCUAUGUAAUUCUCUCUCUCUCUCUCUCUCUCUCUCUCUCUCUCUCUCUCUCUCUCUCUCUCUCUCUCUCUCUCUCUCUCUCUCUCUCUCUCUCUCUCUCUCUCUCUCUCUUUGUUUGUCCUUCCUUUGUGUUCCUUAGUGGGGGAUGCACGCCAGCCAGCCUCCCAUCACCACACAAACAUUUAAGGAAACGCGACGCGAAUGACAGAAGGUGAAUGUGUAGAGAGAUGCUAUUCUUGGUUCUGAAAUAGCCAGAGAGAGAGAGAGAGAGAGAGAGAGAGAGAGAGAGAGAGAGACGACUUUGUGGUGCUAAAGCCUUCAAAUCUGCCCUUGCCACCUUCACCAUUGAUCUUGUCUGAAACUCAGUCUAACCUAACCCAACCUAACCCUAACCUUAAACAUUCUCUAGGGACGCCGUGGUGUUUGUCCUCAUGCAGCGGCAGAGGCUGUUGUGGGUGCUGUACUUACGGCAUUCCUCAAUUGCCAUAUCGCUGUAAUUGUUUUUUUUUUUUUCUUCUUUUUUUCGUUUUUAAUGUGAGAGGCAAUCGCCAAAGGCAACAAAAAGACGGCAAAAAAAAAAGAAAUGCCCUCUGAAGACGCUGACCUCAUAGAGAUUGUCCAGAAACGAUGACUUAAAUUGUAUUGAAAAACUCCUUAAGUAAGAGUUUAAUCAUACGCACUAGGAAAUACAGAACAAGCAGAGAGUUCCACGAUUUACAGUGAAAUGGAUGAAAAAGUGGUAAUACCGGUUAACUCUUGCGUUAGGGACAUGGACAGUAUAUGGGUGAGAGGAAGUAGAAAGCCAUAUGCAGAGAGGCCGCGGGAGAACAG